CGUAUUUAAUUCCAUAAAUCCAUAGAACGAAUGGAUAACGACCAUAGCGACUGUAAGUAAGAUGGAUUUGAGGCGAAUUUUAAUUCCGCGACAUAGAAAUUAAAUCAAGCAAUUUCGAUCUUCUUCUUCGAGAUUCGGGAAACAGAAGAAUGUCGAUUUCUUCCAUGAAAAUCGCCCUCCCCACUCAGUAUUCUCCGUGCUUUCGUCGAGUUAACCGGCACAAAUAUAAGGGAGUUGCUGCUGCAAGUCUGAGAGGAGAUUUUGCUACUUUGGGGAUGAAUGUUACUGAAGGUGAAGGAAAUUUACCCAAAGUUGUGCUCACUUCUACGAGUGGUAGUGAGGCUGAUGUAUACUUGUUCGGAGGAUGCAUUACAUCUUGGAAACUCGCAAAUGGCAAGGAUCUCCUAUUUGUUCGCCCAGAUGCUGUUUUUAACAAGAAAAAACCAAUCAGUGGAGGCAUUCCACAUUGUUUCCCACAAUUUGGACCUGGCCCUAUACAGCAGCAUGGAUUUGCAAGGAAUGUGGACUGGUCCAUCCUUGAUUCCGAAAGCGUUGAAGGCAAUCCUGGUGUGACUCUUGAACUGAAGGAUGAUGCAUAUAGUCGUUCAAUGUGGGAUUUCAGUUUUCAAGCUACGUACAAGAUUAUUCUUACUGAGAAGAGCCUUUCAACAGAGCUAAUAAUUAAGAAUACUGACAAGAAGCCAUUUUCAUUUACUACAGCGUUGCAUACGUACUUCCGUGCCUCUAUAACUGGAGUAGAAGUUGAGGGAUUGAAGGGUUGUAAAACAUUGAACAAAGAUCCAGAUCCCACCAAUCCAUUGGAGGGUGUGGAAGAAAGGGACGUCGUCAGUUUUCCUGGAUUUGUUGAUUGUGUUUAUCUUGAUGCACCUGGAGAGUUGAGUUUGGAUAAUGGCUUGGGUGAUACCAUACUCAUCAAAAACACAAAUUGGUCAGAUGCUGUGCUAUGGAACCCACAUUUGCAGAUGGAAGCAUGCUACAGGGAUUUCGUUUGUGUUGAAAAUGCCAAGAUCAGAAAGGUUGAGCUAGAGCCUGAUCAGUCUUGGACAGCGUUGCAGCAUCUUAGAAUUGCUUGAAUCCUGGUUGAGAGUAAGACCAAGCGCCCUGAUAUUUAGAUUCCUUCGUUAUCACCAUAUAUUUUGAUUCAAGAUCUGGAAAGCUUGGGGCACUGAAAUACUUUUUUUUAGGAUACUGUGCUCAGAAAAACCACAUGGCUAAAUCCAUUUGAACAAUAUAAUUAUAUAAUAAAAGUACUUUUAUGAAAGCUUUUUCUGAUGAAUGAUAAAUUUAUAAUUACAUUUAUUUAAGGAGAUGUUUCAUGUUUGUGUUGUAAUUUUAAUCAGUUCAAGUUUGUAUAUAUAGAAUUGAGAAGCUUGGAUUUGUGGAGCUGUGUUUGGAUUGGGAGAGGAAUGAAUUAUCGGAAUUUGGGUCU
Messenger RNA from Momordica charantia (bitter melon), 1450 nucleotides. Its product is annotated as Galactose mutarotase-like superfamily protein. NCBI's taxonomy places the organism in Eukaryota, Viridiplantae, Streptophyta, Magnoliopsida, Cucurbitales, Cucurbitaceae. Gene Ontology annotation, cellular component: cytoplasm. Gene Ontology annotation, molecular function: glucose-6-phosphate 1-epimerase activity; carbohydrate binding. The record is from RefSeq and is a predicted model, not a curated record. Gene Ontology annotation, biological process: carbohydrate metabolic process.